This is a messenger RNA of Cyprinus carpio (common carp), 1822 nucleotides long. RefSeq names its product ferric reductase 1-like. NCBI's taxonomy places the organism in Eukaryota, Metazoa, Chordata, Actinopteri, Cypriniformes, Cyprinidae. The record is from RefSeq and is a predicted model, not a curated record. Gene Ontology annotation, biological process: regulation of glutamate receptor signaling pathway.
UUUCACAAAUCUUUGAGGGUGCGAAGGUGAACAUAUCUACUGGUAAAUACACACCAACAGAUAUGGAGAGCAAGCUGAUGUUUUUGGUGGUUUGUGUGAUUGGUUGUGCAGUGUCUUGCAUAAAGGCUGACGGGCACCUAUCAACGCCAACAAAUUUAACUUCCAACAUCACCCGCAAUGAGUGUGGAAAAACCAAACUGUGUUUGGACAACCCUAAAGGAUGUGAUCCUUCAGGCAGCUCUCAGUGUUUCUUCACCUCAGUACAGAUUAUCUUAACUACCUUCAACCUGACGGUUGAGCUCAGUGGCAACUCCAUCGGUUACAUUGCUUUAGCAGCUGGAGUGACAUCUAGUGUGGCUCAGGGCCUCAAUAUCAUCUUUGUCUGUGGCAAUAAUAAUGGCAGGUUCUUCUUCCGGACUGCAACACUCUUUAAUAAUACACUGCUGACAACAAAUGUACCCAAUGUAAACAAUAUCCAGGGUUCAAUACAACCAAGCUUGAUUCAGUGUGUUUUCAGCAUCCCCAUUGAUACAAACACCCUUAACUUCCUAAGCAAUGUCAAUGCCACAAAUGUCAACAUUAGCAACAUUGCUAAUUCCCAGCUGAAUGUUUUCCUUGACAUGUUGCAGGGUUCAACCAAUGGAACUGUUCUGGGAGAACCAAAAAGUGUAUUUGGGUCCUCUGUUCCAGUGGAUCUAGCUAAUGUCAACUCCACUAAUGUUGUUGACCCCAUAGCUAAUUCAAAAGACAGCAUCUCACUCAACAGCCUACUGAGUCAUGCUGCAAUUUGCCUUCUCAGUAUCUUCUUGCAUCUGAUCUCAGGGUCCUGAGAGAGAGAUCUGAAGACUAACCAUGCUGUGGAUGGAGUAGUAUAGAUUUGCACUAGAAUCAGCAUGUUUUCCUAAAGUAUUCAUACCUCCACUGGUGUCUUUCUUUAUUUGAUUCUUAGAUUAUUCACAAACAUAUAGGAAACCCAUGUAUGUUUGACAUAUACAGGGUGUUGGACACAUAUAUAAAGCUUAUAUAUAAACAUACACAUAUAUAAAGCCCAAUCACGCACACACACACACACACACGCACGCACGCACGCACGCACGCACGCACGCACACGCACGCACGCACGCACGCACACACACACACACACACACACAUAAUCUUUUACAUUAUACUGACAGUGGAAAUGAUCCUGAAAACUUUUUGAAGUUACAUUAAAAGCUUAUUAACAAAAAUAAUAACAUUAAAAUACAGUGUUAUUUUUUUUUUUCUUUCUGGGGUGAUAUUAUCUAUUACAUACACACUGAAUAAUAUCUUCACUGCUCAUUUUGCAUGAACACCAUUUUAAGAAUCUCUGUCUACCACAAAACAAUAUAUGUGGCAGAACUAAUUGAGAGUGGUGUUUUAGAUUCUAACGAUAUUAAUAAGUAGUAAUAAAUAAAUUAUAAAUAAUUAUUCUGGAAGAUCUCUUAGACUGAACAUUUAAAAACAAAAUGAUAAAUAAAAUAGAUUACAAUUAGAUUAUGAUAAAUUUACAACUAUCCUUCCAAGUGUGAUAAACUGUUACACUGAUAAAGAUGCAGUGUCUCAUGAUUUCUCUGCUGUACAUAAAACCUUUCAGUUAUAGUAACCUCACCUCACUCUCUCUGAAACAAAUCUUCUUUUUACACCUCAUCCAGUGAAGAGAGGUUUUGUGAGAUAUCACUACAAUUUGUCUAAAUGAGCUUAUAAGCCAGAAAGCCUACAAUUCCUUCUCUAAUUGACAUGAUGACACGAGAGAGAACAAGUGGCAAAUGGAAAAUAAAGACUGUGAUUGAUGGCCUGUGAA